UACAUUAACAUCAAUGUACAAAGGUCACAGUUGUGAAUAGGAAUUAUUCACUUCUUUCAGUCAGUCACACCGAUACAAAUUCUGGAGAGGGAGCACAAGGAAUAACCAUGAUGGUCAUCUCAGAGUUCCAAAAAAUUGGGAUUGGUCUGAUCGGGUUUGGUUUAUUUUUCCUGCUCUUUGGUGUGCUGCUGUACUUCGACUCGGUCUUGCUGGCAUUUGGGAAUAUCCUGUUUCUGACUGGCUUGACAUUCAUCAUUGGCUUUAGAAGGAUGGCCCACUUCUUCUGCCAAAGACACAAGUUUCGAGGCUCUUUUUUCUUCCUAGGAGGUGUGUCUCUGGUGCUGUGCCGUUGGCCAAUCAUUGGAAUGCUGGUGGAGAGUUAUGGCUUUGUGCUAUUAUUCAGGUCCUUCUUCCCGAUGGCCUUAGGAUUUGUGCUGUCAGCUGUAAACAUCCCUUACCUCAGUGCAUUUUUUUCCAGCAGCUCCUCCAUGGUGUGAGCAGAAUAACAUGUUACAGCAAUGAAAGAGUGUGUGUGUGGUCACAAUUAUUUUGUUGUUAACCAGUAAGACUAUAAUUUUUUUCAAUGUACUGUAUUUUGCACCCUUUAGGGUUGCAAUUAAUACGCUGCCUGAAAGCUACUGUAACUUAAAACCCUAUAUUUUCAACAUUAUUUUGCAAUCACUUACUGUUUUUCGUCCUCUAAUAUCUUGUUAUUUUGGCUUUAUUUAGAAAUGACCUAUUUUAUGAUAUUCCCUUGUGAUUUCAUUAUGGGACCAUCAUUCCAAAUAUCACAAAAAGGAACCAUGUCUAAUUAUAACCAACAAAAACCAUGUUCAUGGAUUUUUACAAAUUUCCGGCUCAAGGUUUGUGAUUUGACACUGCAUAGAAUGUUAUUUUAUGAAAUACAUUUUGAUAGUGGACAUUGGUUAAAAGUGCUUUACACUGGUUAAAAUCAGUGUUCAGUAGAAUAAAUUAUUAUCUGGAUUUAAAAAAAACAUCAUCAUCCACUAGUCUUUGUGCUGCUUUGCCUCCUCUUUGUCUAUAUUUUUCUCAUUCAUUUUUUUGUGCCUCACAUUCAUAAACCUGACACUUUGCUGUAGUAGGAACUUAGAAACCUGGCUCCUCCUCUGUGUGUAAUCUAACCUUUAAUCCUUUGGUAUGAUGCAUUUUGGCACACAGGCAACUCCAAAGCAAUAUCACAUACAAUUAAUGUAACUGUCAAGUCAAUACGCCAGGCAAAUACAGUAGCAUUAAAAAUAACCCAUAAUAAAUGGCUGAUUUGAUUAUUCUGGUAAUUGGCAACUUAAUUGUACUUAGUGGAAUUUGCAUUAAAAAAACACAAUAUUACUCUGUUCAGCCCCAUUUUUACUAUAUAAUGAGCCUCUACACAUUUAACACAGCAGUGCAAUGGCAGUCACUUAGUUAAAAAGAUUACACAAGUUAGGAACACUCAGUUCUGGGUAAAAUGUCAAUUUGUCUGUGGUGAGCUGCCCUUCAGCUCCCUGCAUUGAAGAUGAGUUAAAUAAAUUGUCUACAAACAGACUUUA
This is a messenger RNA of Limanda limanda (common dab), 1547 nucleotides long. It is a transcript of the gene golt1a, whose product is annotated as golgi transport 1A. Gene Ontology annotation, biological process: endoplasmic reticulum to Golgi vesicle-mediated transport; retrograde transport, endosome to Golgi. The transcript is spliced from 5 exons. The coding region runs from base 108 to 497 and encodes 129 amino acids. Gene Ontology annotation, cellular component: membrane; endoplasmic reticulum. Lineage: Eukaryota; Metazoa; Chordata; Actinopteri; Pleuronectiformes; Pleuronectidae. The record is from RefSeq and is a predicted model, not a curated record.